Molecule: messenger RNA, 2991 nt
Organism: Quercus robur (English oak)
Lineage: Eukaryota; Viridiplantae; Streptophyta; Magnoliopsida; Fagales; Fagaceae
Product: 50S ribosomal protein HLP, mitochondrial-like
Exons: 2
Coding region: 2314-2868 (184 amino acids)
Biological process (GO): translation
Cellular component (GO): mitochondrial large ribosomal subunit; ribosome
Molecular function (GO): structural constituent of ribosome; large ribosomal subunit rRNA binding
Source: RefSeq, a predicted model, not a curated record
UCUUCUUCUGUUAUUGUUGUUUUUUAUUUUGUAAGAUUGUAGUUGAGAUAUUUGAAGAUUUUUCACUAUUAGUGACUUUUUGGUUCAAAUGGCUCUUCCAGCCUUUGUAAGAACUAGCCAUUGUCCUGCGCGACGUGCGGAUAAUGCUUUAAGCUGUUAUGUGAAAAACUUAUAUAGAAUAUCCAAAAUAUUUUAAAGUAAUAACAUAAAAUAAUGUUGCAAUAACAUAAAGAGAUUUUUGUUAAAUUAAUGAUGUAAUACAAAAUUAAGGGGAUGGAGAAUUAAACUAUAGAGAAAAAGUUACAUAAAUUAGAAAUUAGUUAUUAUGUGGUGUAAUAUCUUUUCAAAAAAAAAAAUGUAGUGUAAUAAGUUGAUUGUUUGUUUAAUCAUUUAUUUUUUUGCUGAAAUUUUUAAUCAUAAUUUUUGUUUCUACAUUGGCUUGGAUUUAGCAUAAAAAAUUUGUAAUUUCUUGUAAAUGUUUAUUUAUUAUUUAUUUUUUUGAGAAAAAUGUAAAUGUUUAGUUGGCUUAUGGAAAUAUAAUCUAAAAUUUAUGAUGUCAUGUUUAUGUUAUUGAAGUAUGAUAGUGGUAAGUUAAACACUUAGUGAAAAUUGUGAUAUCCUAUUAAUAGAAUUUUAUUAUAAUCCAAAUAUGUAAAGAAGUUGAGGAGUAAAGCCAAAUGAAAAAUUACUCUUACAAAGCACCACAUGAUAAAAUUGCAUUGUCUCUCACGUAAUGUUUUUUCUUUCUUAUAUAUAUAUAUAUAUUUUUAAAAACCAUAUAAAAUUCUUAUAUAUAUAAUUAGUGCAUACUUAUAGAUAAUUAAUGUGUUUUCACUUCAUUGACACAUUUAGGCUCCGUUUGGGAGUUCAUAAGGGAAGAGAAUAGAAUGGAAUGAAAUAAUCAUAAGAGAAUAGAAAGGAACGGAAUGGAAUGGAAUGGAAUGUAUUUAAACGAGAGAAAAGAAUGGAAAAGAAUGGAAUGGAAUUAAGUAAUCUUGAUUGGAUGCUUUAAAAUAAAGGAAUGGAAAGGAAUGAAAAUGAAUGGAAUGUAAGUAAUCUUGUUUGGGAGCAACAUGGAGGAAAUGGAAUGGAUUCAUUUUAUAACAAUAUUACUAUUAGACCCCUAUUUUAAAAUAAAUAAUUGAAUAUACAGAGGUAUUUUGGGAGUUUUAGUAAAAAAAUCAUUAAAUCUAAUUCCAUUCCAUCCCAUUCCUCCCAAUUUCGGGGGGAAUGAAAAUUUGAGGUUUUAAGGCAAUAGUGAGGAAUGAGUGUUCCCUCCUACUCAUUCCAUUCCCUUCCACUUAAACUCCCAAAUAAGGGAAUGAGUUUUUCAUUCCCUCCAUCAAAACUUCCAAACAAGGGGAAGGGAAGAAUAUUAUAAAAUUAUUAUUUUUAUUCCUUUCCAUUCUAUUCCAUUCCCUCCUCUCAAAUGAGGCCUAUGAAUUAAAAGUUUUACAUAAAUGUAAACUUUGAUAAGGUGGAAGCCUAAAUGAGAGAAGCUUAACAAAUGUGCCACUUGGCAGAACCUUAUGGCCUCCCACAUGAGGUCUCUGCUUUUAUAUAUAUAUUGAUGAUGGAGUGUUAGAUGAUAUCUCUAGUUCAAGUCUUAUGGAGUGCAUAAGUUACUAACAAAUUGAAAAAUAAUUGUUUUAAGAUUUUGAUUUGCUUCCUGUGCAAUAUUCUUUGAAAUUUUUUAUUAGUUGGGUGUCCAAAAUUUAAAGCUAUUCUUGUUAUAUUGCAAAGUAAGAGAUAAAUUGAAGUGGAGCUUUUGAUAGGCUGGGAUGGAGUAACUUUCUUGCUGUUGCUAGUCUUAAUGGUUUGGAAGAGGCAUUAUUACCUUGUUGACUUCAAUAAAUUUUUGGUUUUUUAGACCGUCAUUUUUUUUUGAAAUUUUUCCAUCAAAUAUAUAUGAGGAAUCAAACCUUUUGACAGUCGAAAAAUAUGCUCUUAGAAUUGUAAAUAGGACAAGCAUGUUUACUCCUCUUAGAGAAAUAAUUUUCUUCUUCCGAAUCAGAGUGGAAUUCCUACCUAGAUUUCUUGAAUUCAAUGUAGAAUUAUGACAGGGCUAGAGAACAUAAAUUCACAAAGCUUCUAGUAAUAGCUAGGUAAUGCAGGGCCAUAUCUGAAUGUCUGCUCUGUGUGUGUUUUUGUGUGUGUAUGUUUUUUUUUAUUAUACCUGACCUAUUUACCAUGUACAACUUAUUUUUAAGAGAAUACAGAAUUUAGGUUAGUUAUCAAGUUGACUUGUUUAGAGACCAAUUAGCAUCAUUCUAUGCCUUGAAAGGAAGAAUUGCUUUAAUCAUCUCCCUUAAAAUGUUGGAAGGAAGCUAUUAUAUGUUUUGUUUCAAAGAACAAAGGCUCAUAACACCUUAUUGUGGAGCAAUUCAUAUGAUCUUGACAAAGGGUUUAGAAGUCCAUUUUGCUCAGAUCAAUUGUUGGAGGUCCAUUGUUCUUACCUUAAUCAACUUAAUCUUUCUCUUUGCAAUUUUACAGCAACGAAGGACUUUCAUUCAGAUGAGGACUAUUCUCAAAGUUGUGGACAACUCAGGGGCAAAAAAGGUGAUGUGCAUACAAGCUUUAAAGGGGAAGAAAUGUGCAAAAUUGAGAGAUACAAUAGUUGCAUCAGUCAAGGAAGCCCAUCCAAAUGGAAAAGUCAAGAAAGGAAAGGUUGUGUAUGGUGUGGUUGUGCAUGCUGCCAUGCGAUGUGGUCGUUGCAAUGGCAGUGAGGUGAAGUUUGAUGAUAAUGUUGUGGUACUUGUUGACAAGCAAGGCCAGCCUAUUGGCACCAGAGUUUUUGGGCUUGUCCCUCAUGAGUUGAGGAAGAAAAAGCAUGUCAAGAUUCUUACUUUGGCUGAGCAUAUUGCAUGAAGAAUGGAGUACACUGGACUCCUAAGAGCAGGAUUGUUAACAUAGGCAUAGUUUUGGAUAAAUCUAGCAUAUUAUUUUGGUUGGACUCUUCAAAUUUGCCUAAAUUUAUCUGCAAUUAUUAAU